Messenger RNA from Rhodotorula graminis WP1, 2377 nucleotides. RefSeq lists its product as uncharacterized. The record is from RefSeq and is a predicted model, not a curated record. Lineage: Eukaryota; Fungi; Basidiomycota; Microbotryomycetes; Sporidiobolales; Sporidiobolaceae. The transcript is spliced from 6 exons. Bases 1 to 2352 code for a protein of 783 amino acids.
AUGGCCCCGCCCGUCCACAUCUUCCGCCCGCCGCCGCACCCUGGCCCCGGCGGGCCCGACACGGACGCCGCCCAAGCCAUCUCGCACCUCUUCCAGGCCGGCGGGCCGGGCACGACCGUCUUUCUCGUGCCCCGCACCCUCUACACCUUCUACUCGUCGGUCGAGUUGCACCACCCGGGCACCACCAUCGCAACCCACGGCUUCCCCUCGUUCGACAGCGGCGACCAGGCCAUCGUCGAGACGCGCGCCGACAACGAGUCGGUCGCCGUGCGCAUGAUCAACCUCGACCGCACCGCCGUCAAACGCAUCCACUUCCGCGGCUGCAGGGGGUGGGGCCCAAAGGCGCCGUCGGACGAUGAGAAGGAGCGGUGGAAGCGCGAGGGCCGCAUGGGCUGGCUCGAGGGAGGAGGGCCGCUCGUCGUCAUGGGCGGGCCUCAGGCCCAGGAGCAGAUCCUCGAGGGCUGCAGGCUCGAAGACCCUCGCGGCUGGACCGGCGUCCAUCUCGUCGACUUUGCUCAACGGUGCCGAGUCGUCGACAACAUCGUCGGGCCGUGCGGGCAGCAAGCUCCUGGACCUUGGGCUGACGGCCUCAGCAUCGCCGGCAAGGACUCGAUCGUCACUGGAAACACUGUCAUCGACGCGACCGAUGGCGCCAUCGUCCUCUUCUGCGCUCCCGGCACCGUCUGCUCGAACAACACGAUCAUCGCUCGCACCCGCAACGUCCUCGGAGCCAUCAACAUGCGCGUCCUCACGCUCUCGGUCGACGACUUUCCUUUCGACCGCAACUUUGAGCAGACGCGCGUCAUCGGCAACACGAUGAAGACCGAGGGCGCUUUCAUUCGUGUCGGCAUCGCGUGCGGGCCGACGAGCUGGAGCCCGUGGGGUCCAGGUCACACGCUCGUCUACGGCGGUCACGUCCUGCACAAUUACUUUGGGCCGGGCCAGUUCGGCUACGGCAUCACGCUGUCGGGCACCAAGAACUUUACGAUCCAGGGCAACUCGGUCGUGCCCGGUACUCGGUUCGCCGGCUCGACGCACCGCUUCUACCCGAACCUCAUCACGGCCCCGCCGUCGGCCUUCGUGCGCCAAUGGCCCGACCGCGGGCGCGUCAUCGACUGCGACGUCCUGCAGCCCGAUUUCGUCGAGGGCGACCUGCAGUGGGUCAUCGGCAUCGAGCCCGAGGUCGGCGACAAGCUCAUCUACGAGGGCGGCCAGGUGUCGCUCGACGUGCGCGGCAUGUCGCGAGCCGGCGAGGGCGGCAUCGCGCUCAAGGGCGCCCGGUGGGAGGUCGGCCGCCGGGGCGAGUUCCUCCUGCGCCGCGUCGAGGGCGACACGGACCAGUUCGGCCAGGGCGAGUACGGCCGCGGCAAGGUCCUGUGGUCGAGCGGGUCGACGACGAGCGCGCACGACGUCGAUGAGCCGCAGCUCGACUUUGCGCUCGACGGCUCGCUCGCGGUCCGGAGCCACGGCGGCAAGGGCGACACGCUGUGGGACCCGACCUCGUACCUCGCACCGUACCUCGCGCACCUUCCUCCUGCGCCGUCGCUCCCCGACCCGACCGAGCCGACGCCGCCCGAGAAGUGGGCGUCGCACCCUCGCCUCAUCCUCCAGAACAAGCAGCCGUACCUCCAGCUCCGCCACCGCGACCUCGGCCUCGUGUACUCGACGAGCUACGAGUGGUCGUCGCAGGACGGGUGGGAGCUGCGCGCCGGGCAGUGGCUCGCCGUCGCGCCGCCCGAGCUGCGCGGCACGCUCGAGCCGCACGACGUCGACGACGGCGUCGCUCCUCCUCCUCCUUCCUCCUCGGCGCCGCAGCGGCCCGACGCUCCCAAGCAGCAGCACAGCCACGGCUUUGGCCGGUUCGUGCGCGACAUCGGCCAGUCGCUCCAGCAGCGCGGCAUCGACGUCGGCUCGUCCUUCCCCAACAUGAGCCGCUCGCCCGGACCCGGACCCGGCGAGGGUCCGCCGCCCAUCCCUCCUCGCCCCGACUCGACCUCGACGUCGUCGACGUCGUCGGCGUCGUUCAAGCCGACGUGGCUGUACCUGUCGCCCGAGACGUCGCAGCUCAUCCUGCACUCGUCGCCGCACGGGCCGACGUCGCCCGCGCCCGAGCACGUGCACUGGGCCGUGCCCAACCCGCCCGUCCAGCCUGCGCCCAAGAACGCCUGGCUCGCGUUCCAGGGCGACGGCAACUUUGUCAUGUACAGCGACGGCGGCCCGUGCUGGGCGAGCGGCACCAACGGCGAGCGCGCGGCGCACAAGUUUGUCCUGCGCGCGCACGGCGAGGCGGGCGGGCCGGCGUUCGAGCUGCUCGACAAGGACGGCGCGUUGAUCUUUACGUCGAAGCAGUAGCAGUUCUGUACAUGGCUCUCGUGCC